GUGCGACGACAUUAGACAUUCGUGCGCGAUAACUCGUCCAGUAAACAUCUCAAGUGCCGUGUGACCGUUCAAAGUAUUAACUCAGUGAGAACUUCUCCCAAUCAGUGUAGCACUCUGCGCAGUACAAAACCAAAACCCUAGCAUCAAAAUGGCCAAGUUGGGACUGUUGUUCAUCGUGAUCUUCUGCAUCAUCCAGUUCACCCUCGCCGCCCGUCUCCGCCGUGAUGCUUUCGAUGAGGCUGUAGAUACCGUCAAGAAGGGAAUCUCUGAUACAUUCACCAAGGAAAAUGUUGACAACUUCCUCGGCAAGCUGACGGAAUUGGGAGACACCAUCAAGGCGAAGGCCAGCGAAAUCGGACAGACCCUGCAGGAUAAGGCACAGGAAGCGAUGAAGAAGGAAUAAAUAAUUUAAGUUAUUUAGUUAACCUUAACCAUCACCCUUGCGCUGUGCAUCCCGAAACCAUCUCCGGGAUUUAUAAGUAAAAAAAUAAAGUUGACAUCUAUUGUUGAUGGAAAAUGAUACCAAAUGA
This is a messenger RNA of Aedes albopictus (Asian tiger mosquito), 530 nucleotides long. RefSeq lists its product as uncharacterized. The record is from RefSeq and is a predicted model, not a curated record. The coding region runs from base 149 to 403 and encodes 84 amino acids. Lineage: Eukaryota; Metazoa; Arthropoda; Insecta; Diptera; Culicidae. The transcript is spliced from 3 exons.